This is a messenger RNA of Harpegnathos saltator (Jerdon's jumping ant), 6516 nucleotides long. Its product is annotated as protein artichoke. The transcript is spliced from 5 exons. Lineage: Eukaryota; Metazoa; Arthropoda; Insecta; Hymenoptera; Formicidae. The coding region runs from base 1217 to 4981 and encodes 1254 amino acids. The record is from RefSeq and is a predicted model, not a curated record. Gene Ontology annotation, molecular function: protein binding.
CACAUCUCUACUAAACAUCAUACCUGCCGAAAAUAUAUCUCGAGUCGGCGGCGCAGUCGAGAGAUAACAAUGACCUCUUCGUCCCGACGACUCUCGAAGCAAUCCUGGAUGAGGCCGACUCCUCCGCGACGCCGCGCGCGUCCUUCGGGAUCGACCGAGGGCUGAACCCGCGCACAGAUAACGCACAUUCGCGCCGCGAUCGACGUCGCAGGAGCGGCGAUUUCUUCCAGCCGUCCCCGCCGGACCGGAAGUCGCCUCCCUCCGACCUUGAAACCCCCGCCGGACGUCGCUGAGGCGCCAGGAGCACUCGUGCGCGCACACGGCGAUUAAAUUUCAAUCAGCAACCGGUGGCAAUUAAUAACGCGCGUACGCAGCGUCCGCUCGGCGAAGAGCGUUUCGAAUGAGCAAGUCCUCAAACGAGCGCACUCGCCCACCCGCCGUUAUUUCUCUCGCCGUGCGGUCAUUCGGCGCGCUCGCGGAGCGCCGGCGAUAAAUAACGGCGGGGCCGUCAUAGCGCGCGUCCAUGGCCGGUAUUAGUCUCGCUCGCGGCAAUCGGGACGAUCGAUCGCGCGCCGAUUGCUCGCGCGGGAUUAAGACCGCCCCGGCGACCGUCAGACGCGCCGCGGAAGAUGCUGGUCACGCGCGAACGACAGAUGUAUUCGCAGUGAGCAGCCAGGCCGCGCGCGCUGCAGUGAACAUCGCAGGACGACCCGACGACGACGACGACGACGACGACGACGACAGGGCGGCGGUGAAACGCGAAGCUCGGCCGACGUUCCGCCGGAGCGGAGCGGAGCUUGACCUUGACCUUGCUUGCCCUCAGGCUCGGCUGGGGUUCGUUGGAAAGUCAGCCGGCCCGUUUCUGCCGACGAGACCUCGAUCUCGUCGCCCACCCUCGGCAUCCCCCCGCCAGCCCGUUCAGCCCGCGUAUCACGCCGAUCGAAUAGGCUUAAUCGUCGGCGAGGGAAACAGUGAUGGUGCGUCGGGGUGACCCGCGGUGGUCGGAGACGUCGCGCCCUGUCGGUGUGUGUGCGCGUGUGUGACACUCGUCGGCGACCAAGUGCCAAGGGGUGGAUCACGCAGUCCUGCGCAUAUGUGCACCGUCGCAGCUGGCUCGCGGAGCGGAGAGCUUUUCCCACAACGCUUCGUCUCGUAUGCGCAGAAAGCUUCUUGAAAACUGCCAGGCGGCGAACAGGACUACGAAUGUGAUGACACAAUGAUGCAAGACUCGCAACAACGGAGAGACCAUCCUCACGCUGUAAAACAGCGUAUCUCGAGGGUGGUCUUCCAGAUCCUGUUGAUUCAAAAUUUCGUUACUUCCAGAACUGUUGCUCAAAUAGCCGAAUGUCCGCCGACGGAAGUAAUUCCGGGCUGUCCUUGCUACAACUUUGAAGACGGUCUCUUUUUGGAAUGCGCUGGCGCUACGGAAGAGACCCUGAGAACCACACUGCAAGGCAUGCUAAAUACAAGCGGCGCAGGCACGAUGAUACAGUCGUUGAGCGUUUACGAGCUGGACAAAGGCAUCGAGGAGCUGAAGGAGGUCGCUUUCCCGCCCGGCUCGCAAAUCAGGCACCUCCAGAUCUCCCAUUCGUCAUUGCGGGAGCUGAGCGAGAACGCCUUCACGAACCUCAAAGACAGCCUGGAGUCGUUGGCUCUGGUGUCCGGUCGGUUACCUUACGUACCUCAGAAAUCGUUAGCCGAGCUGCGGAUGCUGUUGUUGCUAGACCUCGAGACGAACCUGAUACAGGACCUCACGUCGUACUGCUUCUACGGCUUGAAGCUGAUGAAACUGGUGCUAAAGGGUAACCAAAUAUCCAAGAUCUCGGAAUACGCGUUCGCCGGCCUAGAGGAAAGCCUGAGCGACUUGGACCUAGCCGAGAACAAGCUGAAGCUCUUCCCAAUGGCUCCGCUCAGAAGGCUGGAGAACCUACUCUCGCUGAGGCUCGCGUGGAACGAAAUCUCGGAGCUGCCCGACGACGGUUACAGCAUGCUGAACUCAUUGCUGUUCCUCGAUCUGAGCAGCAACAAUUUCGAAAAGCUGGCCGAAAACUGCUUCAGGCCCUGUCCCAUCCUGCACACACUGUCUCUCUACUACAACUCCAUCGAGAGCAUUCACAAGGACGCGUUCAUGUCGCUGAAGGAUCUCGAGUCGAUCGACUUGAGCCACAACAAGAUAGUGUUCCUCGACGCGGCGACGUUCAAGGGGAACGAGCGGCUACGUACGAUCGAGCUCAGUCAUAACCACAUCCACUACAUCGGCGGCGUGUUCGCGCAGCUGCCCGAGCUGCGGGAGCUUUAUUUGGCGGAAAACAAUAUUCUGGAGAUCCCCGGGGACGCGUUCGCCGGCAGCGUCAGCCUCGCGGUGGUGUAUCUCCAGCAGAACGCCAUCCGAAGAAUCGACGCGAAGGGUCUCACGAGUCUUACGCAGCUGGUCCAAUUGCAUUUGAGCAACAACUAUAUUGAGCGGGUGCCGCGGGAAUUCCUCGAGCAUUGCGAAAACCUCUCGUCGCUCUCUCUGGACGGUAACAAGAUCCGCGAGUUACAGCCGGGCACCUUCCUCAAGCUGCACCAGCUGCGGGAGCUGCGACUCCAGGAUAAUCGCAUCACCGAGGUGAAGCGCGGCAUUUUCACGCCGCUGCCGGUUCUCCUCGAGCUCCAUCUGCAGGACAACGCCAUCACUGCGAUGGAGACUGGCGCGUUGCGAACGCUCAACAGUCUUCAGCACAUUAAUCUCCAGGGCAAUCAGCUGACCAUGCUCGGCGACGUCUUUCAGUUGUCCGCCACGGAAUCGUCGUCCGGCGGUAGCUCUCUGGUGUCUAUUCAGUUGGACAGCAACGGCCUGGCGGUGCUGCACAACGACUCGCUGCGCGGCCAGGCGUCCGUGCGCAUCAUGUGGCUCAGCCAUAACAAGCUGACGCACCUGCAGGCGCCCCUCUUCCGGGAUCUUCUUCUAGUGGAGCGGCUUUAUCUCACCAACAAUUCCAUAUCCAAGAUCGAGGAGGCCGCCUUUCAGCCUAUGCAGGCUCUCAAGUUCCUCGAGCUCAGCAUGAACAGGCUGAGUCACGUGACAGCGAGGACAUUCUCGGAACUGCACGAACUCGAGGAGCUCUACUUGCAGAAUAACGGCCUCAAGCGGCUCGAUCCCUACGCGCUGACCGCCCUGAAGAAGCUCAAGGUGCUGGACUUGGCCAACAAUUAUCUCACCAUUCUGCAGGACGCGAUCUUCCAGGAGGACUUACCGAUCAGGAUGCUGAACCUGAAGAACUGCUCGAUCAGUACGAUCGAGAACGGAGCGUUUCGCGGGCUCAACAACCUGCUCGACCUCAAUCUCGACGACAAUCUGCUGACGUCGUCAGCGCUGCUGCGCCUGCACGUGUUCGGCCUGCGGACGCUCGCCGCGUCCGGCAACAACUUCAGUCAGAUCACGGAGCACAGUUUCAACGGGCUGCCGUCGUUGCAGGAGCUCUUCCUCGACGACUCGCAGAUUGGCCAGCUGCCGGAGACAAUCUUCGUGCUGAACCGCAAUCUCGUGCGGCUCCACCUCAAUCGCAACCACCUGCGCACCCUGCCGCCGGGCAUCUUCGACCGGUUGCUGUCGCUGCGGGAGAUCCGGCUGAAUCACAAUCGCUUCCAGGACAUCCCGUACUCGGCCCUGUCGAACGCGCUCAACCUCGAGAUCCUUACCUUGUCCACCAACGAGAUCCUCAACGUCGACGUGGCGAGUUUCGCCAGCCUGAAGCAUCUGCGCGAACUCGAUCUCAGCCGCAACAAGAUCGACACGAUGUCCGGCUUCGCGAUGGCCAAUCUGUCGCGGCUGAUAUCGGUCGACCUCAGUCACAAUCAUCUGACCGCGCUGCCGGCCAAUUUCUUCGCGCAUUCGUCCUUGUUACACAGGGUCGACCUGUCGGAGAAUAAAUUCCGACAGAUACCCGCGGUGGCUCUUUCGGGCCAGAACCUGCCCGGGCUCACUUGGCUGAAUCUCACGCGGAAUCCGCUAAACAAGAUCCACGAGCUGCCGGCGGAGGCGCUGUAUCCCAUUCUUCAAGAGGUGCACAUUUCCGGCACUAACCUUAGUAUAGUGACCUCGCAGGACUUCGAGGCCUUCCCGGCGCUGCUGCACCUCUACCUUAGCCAGAAUUGCAUCUUGCGAGUGUCGCCGGGCGCGUUCCGCAGCCUGCCGCAUUUGCUCACCCUCCACCUCGGCAUGAACAGCCUGGAGAUCCUGCCGAAGGAGAGGCUGCAGGGCAUGGAGCACCUGCGCAUCCUCAAUCUGACGCACAACCGCCUGAAAGAGCUCGAGGAGUUUCCGGAGGACCUUAAGUCCCUGCAGGUACUCGACCUGUCGUACAAUCAAAUCGGCAUCGUCGGUAAAGUGACGUUCAAGAAUCUAAUCAGCCUGGUCGAGCUGCAUCUUUACGGCAACUGGAUAAACGCCAUAUCCAGCGAGGCCUUCAGGCCGCUGAAGAAGCUGCGUCUGCUCGACCUGAGUAGAAAUUACCUGGAGAACCUACCACUGAACGCUUUCCGGCCGCUCGAGACGCAAAUAAGGAGCCUGCGGGCCGAAGAGAACCCCUUGCACUGCGGCUGCGAGUCGCAGGAGCUGUGGGAAUGGCUGAGAGAUCAUCAGAAAUUGGUGAGUGGGGUCGGCGGUGGCCGUAGCCGCGGAAGAAAUGGUGUCGGAGUCGGCGACGUCGAGGGCGGUUUGUUAAGAUGCGAGCAGCCACCCGAGCUCCGGGGUCUCGUCUUCCUCGAUCUUGACCCCCACGCCUUCUGUUCCGCUCCGCUGGUCCUGAAACUCGCAAUUCAGGACAUUCAGCCCUUCUCCGUUCUAGUGUCGUGGCAAAGCAGAAACCAUUCGGGCCUUUACGGGUACCAAGUGGCGUACCAUGCCUUGGACAAUGUCGACGAGAGCGGCGACAGGGCGGAGAAUGCGUGCCCGAGCUUCAUCAGUAACAUCGGACCCGCUCCGCUCGGCUCGUAGCAGAAAGCGAAGGAGUCUCGUAAAGAGGCCGCCCAACACGACAUCGAGAUGAAAACCGUGUCGACCUGCACCAGCAUCUACAACUAAUAAUCGCGCCGAGUCGUCCGCGACCUGAGUCGUCGUCAAGUUCUGGAGCGCUUGAAGUCGUCAGGACGCAUGUCCGUGUGCGCUCGAUUGGGACGGUCGUAAAUCGGGAGAUCGCCGAUCGACGCGACACCUAUCUCUCGUCCUCGCGAGAUUAGAGACGUUGCAGGACGUUCGCGUAGCGAGGCGAAAGCACUCCGAUCGCCGCGCCGGAGACUUUGCAAUCAGUAGCAGCGAUUCAACGUAGGUCAACUCUUGUUCGCGACGACAUCGCGCGAAAGGGGGACGUGACGAAGCGAGCGAAGUGCCAAAAUGGGGCGGGCGAAGGGGCAGCAGGGGGACACGUGCCGUAAAUUUUUCUCGCGAGCCCCGCGACUCGGCCGUGUAAACGCGCCGGGAACAUCUCUUGCUCAGCGACUUGGGCGCACCGUUUAGCGAUUCAAGCUCGUGCCAAAAAAGACCGGGGCGCGUUUCAGAAGCGCGACAGAGAAGCCGGCCACCGUCUCUGUGAGAGAGGAGUGAAAGCGGCGGUACGACGAAUUAGUACUCGCGAGACAGGAGACUUCACCGGAAGUCAUCCUUCGCGGGGGUCCUUUCGUUUUACAUUUUUUUACCACGCAUCCCGAAAACCGUCCGUUGUCGCGGACGGACACCCCCGCCGCUUUGCGAAAACCGAACAACGACGUACCGGAACCCUCUCUACGGAAUUUUUCGAAUCUCUCGUACGAAGACUGAUUUUUUAAGCCGUUCGACAUUUCCUUUUUGUAACUUCCGGAAAUUCUCGUCUAUGUAUCAUACAUGUGUGUGACGUAAUAUACACAUGCAAGCAGACACACACGCGCCCACACACACAUACACAGAGAGGAAGAGAGACGUACAGAGUGCGCGUACAUUCUAGCACAUACGGACAGACACACACACACACACACACAUUCGACACUUUUUUUGUAAAUAAACGUAAAGCAUUGCCACUUAACGAUGUCCAUGCUGGUGUGUAUCCAUGAAAUUCAUCUUUAUAGUGCUACGCAAGCAAUAUUAUACUUAUUCGUAUCGAUAGUUCUAACGAUCAGCACUAACGUAAUUAAGGGGAAGCGAGAAGGGCUCUAACUCGUCGUCCUUAAAACAGGAUCUCGCGAGCGAUCGCGAUCCAGCCUCUUUGACUUUAUCGAUAAUAUCACGUUACGAGGCGAGAAUAUGUGAGACCAAAGGUGUUACUCUGGGCGACGAACACGUUCGAAAUUGUCGAAUCGUGAAAGACUAAGUGUGAUUCCUGCCAAACGAAAAAAAGAGGGAGAAAGAGAGAGAGAGAGAGAGAGAGAGAGAGAGAGAGAGAAUAAAUAAAUAAACACGAGGAAGAAUAAAGAAUAAUUGAUUCCAAGUUGCCAAAUGUUAACUGUGUAUCGAAUAUCGUGAGAAAUCGGUUUAUUGUAUAUAGAUAGAAAAUAUGUAUA